Messenger RNA from Vitis riparia (riverbank grape), 1989 nucleotides. RefSeq names its product cysteine-rich receptor-like protein kinase 10. NCBI's taxonomy places the organism in Eukaryota, Viridiplantae, Streptophyta, Magnoliopsida, Vitales, Vitaceae. The transcript is spliced from 7 exons. Bases 1 to 1989 code for a protein of 662 amino acids. The record is from RefSeq and is a predicted model, not a curated record. Gene Ontology annotation, molecular function: ATP binding; protein kinase activity. Gene Ontology annotation, biological process: protein phosphorylation.
AUGGCCAUUUUCUCAGAACGAGCAAUUGUGCUACUCUUCUUUCUUUCUUCUCUUAUCAUCCAUGGAAGCCCGAAGCCUGACCUCUUCUAUAGCCUUUGUACUGAAAAUGGCAACUAUGAACCCAAUAGCACUUACCAGUAUAACCUCAACCUCCUCCUCACUUCCCUGUCGUCAAAUGCUGCAACGCUUAACGGCCGCAAAUUCCACAACCAGACGGUAGGCCAAGCGCCAGACAUGGUAUAUGGCCUCUACCUAUGCAGGGGGGAUGUCACAGACGCAGUAUGCCAGAACUGCGUCCAGACUGCAAGUCAAGAGAUUCUGACCAAGUGUCCCAACAGAAAAGAGGUAAUCAGUUGGUACGACCAGUGCAUGUUUCGGUACUCCAACCGAUCAAUCUUCUCAAUAAUGGAAGAAAGGCCAAGUGUGACUGGGUCUAACGAAUUGGAGAUGGAGGACCCAGAUAGGUUUGAUCAGAUUGUGAAUGAAACCAUGGUGGGUUUGAUUGAAAAGGCUACCUAUAAUUCUUCUGAGAGAGACAUGUUUGAGACUGGAGAAGCAAAAUUUAAUGCGUCCACCAAGAUAUAUGGUUUGGCGCAGUGCACACCAGAUUUAUCCGGCAGCGAUUGUAGGAGGUGCCUUGAAAAUAUUUUUUCUCGUAUUCCUAAUUGUUGCUAUGGGAAGCAAGGGGCCAGGAUUCUAGGACCAAGCUGCAACUUUAGGUACGAGGUGUACCCUUUCUAUGGAGACUUUGCAGCUGCUGCACCGCCUGCACCUUCACCUCUGUCACCUCCAGGUAAUAAUACAGCUUCUGAAUCUAAAGGUAAAAAGGGAAACUCGUCCCGGCUUCUAAUUGUUAUCAUUGUUCCUGUUGUGGGCACAGUGAUAAUUUUUGGCUUCCUCUACUAUUGUUGGCUAAAUAGGAAGAUGAGAAAAUCCAGGCCAAGUGCUUUUGGGGAAGACAGUCAAAGCAUGGACUUGACCAUGGAUUCACUACUCUUUGAUUUGAAGACACUUAGAGCUGCCACUAACAACUUCUCUGAUGCUAAUAAGAUUGGUGAAGGGGGCUUUGGAGCUGUUUACAAGGGUCUACUUUCAAGUGGACUAGAGAUAGCUAUAAAAAGGCUCUCAAGAAAUUCAGGGCAAGGGGCAGAAGAAUUCAAGAAUGAAAUUGCAUUACUUGCUAAACUUCAACAUAGGAAUCUUGUUCGCCUUUUGGGGUUUUGCUUGCAAGCAAAAGAGAAAAUACUCGUCUAUGAAUUUGUGCCCAAUAAAAGCCUCGACUACUUUCUAUUUGAUACCGACAAACAGUCACAAUUGGAUUGGCCUACACGACACAAGAUUAUAGUGGGUAUUGCUCGAGGACUACUUUACCUGCAUGAGGAAUCUAGGUUGAAGAUCAUUCACCGUGAUCUUAAAGCUAGCAACAUAUUAUUGGACUCCAAGUUGAAUCCCAAAAUUUCUGACUUUGGCAUGGCAAGGAUUUUCUUUAUGGAGCAAAGUCAAGCAAAUACAACGAGGAUUGUAGGGACAUAUGGUUACAUGUCUCCUGAGUAUGCAAUGCAUGGACAAUUUUCAGUGAAGUCAGAUGUGUUCAGUUUUGGUGUUUUGCUUCUAGAGAUACUAAGCGGCAAGAAGAAUAGUUGUUUCAACAACUCAGAGUGCAGUGAGGACCUUCUAAGCUAUGCUUGGAGACAGUGGAAGGAUCGAACAGCUCUGGAACUGAUAGAUCCAAUUCUGGGAGGAGAGUAUUCAAGAAGUGAAGUAAUGAGAUGCAUCCAUAUUGGGUUAUUAUGUGUUCAAGAAGAUGCAGCUGACAGACCCACAAUGGCAUCAGUAGCUCUCAUGCUAAACAGCUAUUCUGUUACUCUCCCUUUGCCUUCAAAACCCGCCUUCUUCCUUCAUUCUAAAAAGGAAUCCAAUCCAUCCACCAGCAAAUCUGUAUCGAUGUCCGUAGAUGAAGGGUCGAUCACUGAAGUGUAUCCAAGAUGA